UCUUGUUAUGUCAAUUGUAAAUUUUAACCGGUAAAAGUAUUUACAAAAACACCGGAAAUUAAGUAAUUGUAUGUAUAAUAAAAGUAAUUGCCAUGAAGUAUUGCUUGAGAACAAUCCAUUAGGAAAUUCAGAUCGAGUAAAGGAAAUAUUGUAAUACGGAAAUUAAAUCAAAUAAUCAAAAAUGGAAUAUUUAAAAUACUACACACUCCUCGGUAUACUCUUAAUGAGUUAUUAUGCAGCUUCAAAAUUAAUAUUCGAUAAAGUUUUUACAACAAUACCUAUAGUAAUUGAUGAAUUAUACCAUUUACCUCAAGGAAUGCUCUACUGUGAAGAAAACUUUACAUACUGGGAUCCAAAAAUAACAACAUUACCAGGCUUGUAUUUAAUAUCAACUGUUAUCUCACCAUUUUCUUGUACCACUUAUAAUCUAAGAUAUGUGAAUUUGAUUGCUUCUUGUAUAAAUUUGUUAUUAUUUUCGUCAUUAUUGCAGCAUAUUUAUGGUAAUUCAAGUAAUCCUUUGAAAAUAUUACUGCAAGCGGUUAAUUUAACUAUUCUACCUCCUUUGUACUUUUUUUCACAUGUUUACUAUACAGAUACUUUGUCUAUGAUGUUUUUAUUGGCAUAUACUCGCUUUUGUAUCGGAAACAGUAAUAAAUUUUUAAUACUUACGUUCGGUUUGUCCUGUGUUUUGAUGAGACAGACUAAUAUAGCAUGGAUUUUUAUGAUUUUUCUACAUAGAAAUAUUGAUGUUUUUAUUAAAAGUUCACGUGUGUACGGUAAUAUAUUUUUGAAUAUGCUAACAUUACGAAAGAAUUCUCUAUUGGCUCAAGAAACUGAUAGAACUAAAUUGAAAAGGUAUUACAAUUUAAAUGAUUUUUAUAUAGCUGUGAAAUAUCAUUUAUUUACUUAUAUGAGUACAUUUUUUAAACUAUUAACAUUAUCGGAUUUUUUCUUCAUCGGAACACAAUUUAUUUUAUUAUUAUUAUUUAUAAUUUUCGUUAUUAUUAAUAAUGGUAUAGUUCUGGGCGAUAAAACUGCACAUCAAGCGGUCAUUCAUGUGCCUCAAAUAUUCUAUUUUUUACUGUUUUAUGGUGUUUUUGGUUUACCAUAUGUUUUAGGGAAGUUAAAAUCAACUUUAAAAAUGUUAUACUAUAAUAAGCUAUUAGUGUUUUUAUUUGGUUUAUUAAUUGCUUUAAUUGUUCAUUAUAACACUUUAGUGCAUCCUUAUUUACUCGCAGAUAAUAGGCAUUACACCUUUUAUAUAUGGAAUAGAUGGUUCGGAAAAUAUUCCUUCGCAAUAUACUCUACAAUACCUGUUUAUAUAUUCUUGAUUUAUAGUCUAUAUGACAAUUUAAAAGAUCAAAAUUGUAUAUCUUUUCUAAUACCAUAUUGUGUAUGUACAUUUGCAGUUUUAGCGUUACAAAAAAUGAUUGAAAUAAGAUAUUUUUUGGUUCCGUAUAUAAUUUUGAGGUUAAGAUUUAUUCGUCCGUCGUAUAAAAUUGUUUUGAUGGAGUUUUUCUGGUAUUUGAUGAUGAAUAUAGUGACUUUUUAUGUAUUUUUCACUAAAGAAAUAUAUUGGAAAGAUUUUGAUUAUGCCCAAAGAAUAAUUUGGUAAGAUUUUUUUAUGAUUUAGGAGUUAAAAUUGCCUUCUGUUUAAAUUUAUUCAAACUUGUUGCUUGUUUUAAAAAAUUAUAAUUUCAACUGAAAAAUAUCCUUUUAUACCCUUUUUGCAAUGUUGGAAGACAUAUUUGGACAUUUUUUUAUACUUAGAUCCAAAAUUUCAGAGGCUUGUGGAAAAAUUCUUUAUAAAAAAAAUUAAUGGUAUAUUUUUUUUUAUUUUUUGUAAUGAUUUUUUUGUUUUAUGAA
Messenger RNA from Papilio polytes (common Mormon), 1866 nucleotides. RefSeq names its product putative Dol-P-Glc:Glc(2)Man(9)GlcNAc(2)-PP-Dol alpha-1,2-glucosyltransferase. Gene Ontology annotation, biological process: dolichol-linked oligosaccharide biosynthetic process; protein N-linked glycosylation. The record is from RefSeq and is a predicted model, not a curated record. Lineage: Eukaryota; Metazoa; Arthropoda; Insecta; Lepidoptera; Papilionidae. Gene Ontology annotation, cellular component: endoplasmic reticulum. Bases 182 to 1615 code for a protein of 477 amino acids. Gene Ontology annotation, molecular function: dolichyl pyrophosphate Glc2Man9GlcNAc2 alpha-1,2-glucosyltransferase activity. The transcript is spliced from 2 exons.